Lymnaea stagnalis (great pond snail) is the source of this 11818-nucleotide messenger RNA. The record is from the annotation of a GenBank genome assembly. NCBI's taxonomy places the organism in Eukaryota, Metazoa, Mollusca, Gastropoda, Lymnaeidae.
AGCAAACAAAUGUAAACAUCUCGUUUUAAACUUGACCCGUUACCAUUUGUUUAUCAUUGCAGGUUGUCUUUGACUGCCGGGGAGAGUGGACAACUGCGUCCCAGUGAGUGAACCAUGGCCGAGUCAGGAGCAGGGGAGCCCAUGAUGAGCUCUGACCAGAAGGACAAGAACCCGGGAGUUAAAUUUACAGACAGGACUGACCCUCUGGGGAAUUGCGUCUCUUGUCUCAGUGCUGUAAGGAAUCAUUAUUUGAAAUUAAUUGUAUUGCUAUAUAUAGAUGUAUAACGGGGAAUAUUGUUCGUUGUAUUGCUGUAGAUAGAUACAUGCAACGGGGAAUAUUUCAUUGUAUUUUAUUCCUAUUGAAAUGAAUGGUGACGAUUCGCCAUAUUUUAGAUCACUAUUUCGCAACCGCCCGAGAUCUAGGCAUAAAGCAUUACCUAAAGCAUUACCUAAAGCAUUACCUAAUGCAUUACCUAAAGCAUUACCUAAUGCAUUACCUAAAGACUAAUUUUCAUCUAAUUUUUGCCAGAUAACUGAGAUCGGUAUACCUAUUAAGGAAAUAAAAUUAAAAUAAGAUAGCGGCCUGUAGUAGCUGGAAGUCGUAGAAUGAAAUAAUUUUAAUCACUUUAAACAUAUUUUUAAAAAACAAGAUUAACAAAAAAACAUUUGGCUAGUAUUGUUGGGCUAUUAAUGUCAUUGUCGUCACCAUUCUAGCCACACGCAAAAAAAAAAAAAAAAAUUAAAAAUUAAACUUAGUUCAACUGCCGUAAUAAUUUAACCACCGAAACGUUAGGGGAAAACAACGAAAGGUAAUUUCUGCAUAUGUGAUGUCUCCUGAUUAUUCUAUUACAUAGAGAACUCUGAUUUUUUUUUGUACAUCACUUGUUUAAAAAGUCUGGCUUCCUAACUGGCACUGAUGGAGGGCUAACUUUGUAAUCAUCUAAAUAUUAUGGCGAAUAGAGAUUAGGGCGAGGUGUUCGGUCAGGAGCGGAAGGGGCUGUUAAAAAUUCAAAUAAAUUCAUUCAGUCCUUUUAGACCAAGCUUGGUGCAAUGGGAACAAUUUUUUCUAUCGGCCUCUUUUUAUGGCUUCUUUUAGUUUCUAAAUCAUUGUUUAAGCUCUCUUCAGUCUUAUGGAUGGCUGCUACAGCUGGAGGUUCUUCAGCCUUAGGGAUCUCUGCGAGAGCUUGGGGUUCUUCAGCCUUAAGGAUGUCUGUGAGAGCUGGGGGUUCUUCAGCCUUAAGGAUGUCUGUAAGGGUUGGAGAUUCUCCAGCCUUAGGGAUGUCUGUGAGGGUUGGAGAUUCUUCAGCUUUAGGGAUGUCUGUGAGGGUUGGAGAUUAUUUAGCCUUAGGGAUGUCUGUGAGAGUUGGAGAUUCUUUAGCCUUAGGGAUGUCUGUGAGAGCUGGAGGUUCUUCAGCCUUAAGGAUUUCUCUGAGAGCUGAGGUGUUAUAGACAGCUUGUUUACAUAAUAUUUCUCGUGCGUGCCCUCUGAUUGACCCCGCAUGAGACGCUGUGUUCACAAAGGGGUGUGGCUUAGGCCUUUGAUGUAUUCUUGUUUACACCGCCAACCACUAAAAAUAAUUAAUCUGUUCCAAAUAGUAUUUUGUAGAAUAAAUGGGAUUUUUCUAGAAAUGCCGUGUAGCUUAUCGAAGGCAGGGCUUAGGCGUCGGUAGACCCACCUAUAUAAGGGAUUGACAGGCACGGACAAGAGGACGGAGAUUCAGAUAGAUUUUCUUAACAUUACGAGGCGUGUUUUAUUCUUUGUGUAUUUGUGAGCUUAUAUGUGUUUAUUUCGCAUUAUUUAUUGGCACAUUAUUCUAACUGUGUUAACUGUGUACCGGUACAAGAUCUACCAUACUGUAAGUUGAAGAUUGUAAUUAUAUUUUUCUUUUCUUUUGUAAUUAUCUUAAGACAUAAUAAAUCUUAAUUAAUUGUAACUAGAAACUGUUUUGGGUCAUAUAUUUAAUAUUGUUGAUUCUAUAGUAUCGUCCUUUGUUAGGCACUGUUUACAACGAGCCAAUUAAAAUUAAAAUAGGAGAUCAAUUUCUCCCAAUACAAGUCAGUGCGUAACAUGAGGGUUCUUCAACCUUAGGGAUGUGUGCGAGAGCGGGGGUUUCUUCAGCCUUAGGGAUGUAUGUGAGAGUUGGAGAUUAUUCAGCCUUAGUGAUGUCUGUGAGAGUUGGGAGUUCUUCAGCCUUAGGGAUGUCUGUGAGAGUUGGAGAUUAUUCAGCCUUAGGGAUGUCUGUGAGAAUUGGAGAUUCUUCAACCUUAGGUAUGUCUGUGAGAGCUGGAGAUCCUUCAGUCUUACGGAUGUCUGUGAGAGCUGGUGGUUCAAUGGCUCAAAUUUAGCGUUUCUCUCUUCUCAUAUUCUAUUCUCUAGCUGUCUUCUUGGUUACACAUGCCAGUUUUUGCUUUCCGAAAGUGUUCCUUUGCUAAUUGCAUUCUUGCUUCCAACUCUUGUACCCAAUUAAGAAGACUGUGCUUUGUAAGCAGUUGUAGAAGGUUUCUUUCUCAUAAUCGCUUCAAAAGAUUUUAAGUUGUUUUUAUUUUUUAAAUACAUAUUAUUUUCAUUAUGCAAAAGAAUACGCAGGCCUAUAUGAUUCUGAAGUGCUAAACUUUAUACUCUGUUUUCAUUCCAGACUCCAAAAUGGUGCAGGAAAAAUCUGCUUUUAGUUUUAACAGUAACCGGCGUGGUCCUGGGUAUAAUAUUUGGAUUCGCCCUGCGGCCAGUUCAGAUGUCAGGCGACGCAAUCAUGUUAGUCUCCUUUCCAGGAGAUCUGUUGAUGAGGAUGCUAAAAAUGUUGAUUGUACCUUUGAUCAUCAGUAGUAUGAUUACAGGUAUGUGGAAAAAAAAUGUGUUCUCGUAACUAUAGCUACCAGCAAGGGGCCAUAAAUAAAUGACGUCACGCAAUUUUUUAUAAUUUAUUUUGCCCCACAAAUCGUCACAAAAUUCAUAUACCCUCCCCUAUUUUUUUAGGCCAUGACAUUGUUUAUUAGAAUUGUGAGCUUGUAGCAUAAUUGAAAUAAUAAUUAAAUUAAUAUUUUGCACAUUUUCAUUUUUUUCUGGAUUCAUUUAUUAAAAUAACAUGAUCUAUCAAGGUUUAAUGUGCUUUUGAAAAUACUUAAAUCUAUUCAGUAAAUAUUUUAUUUCUUUCAGGUCUGGCAUCAUUAGAUGCUAAAAACUCAGGAAGAAUGGGCCUGCGUGCCAUUGUGUACUACUUAUCAACAACAUUUGUAGCUAUCAUCUUAGGCAUAGUUCUUGUUCUUAGCAUCCACCCUGGUGAAUAUGAUGGGGGAAUUAGGAGGAGGAGUAAAAGAGAAAAAAGAUCAGCGUCUUCUUUAGAUGCUUUCCUUGACUUAAUAAGGUGAAACAUUUUCUUCUCCUCUCUCUUGAGAGACAGAGAGUAGGAAUAAACUUUAUAUGGUAGUUUUGAUCAUUGCUUCUGCCAUCUGACAAAACCAUGUGUGUGUUCAAAUAGUUUUGCACUUGUUCUUAAGUACCGGUACCUGUAUUUAAAUGUGUGAUGCACUUAACUUCCAAGAACAUAAUUAAUAACAAUAGAUGGAUCCUCAAAUGAUUUCAAUUUUCAAAGACAAAUAACUGACAUACAUAUCAAUGAUGAAGCAAAAAAUUGUGAAAAAAAAAAUUGUUUAAAUAAUUUAAAAUUUAUUGUUAAAAAAUAAUAUUAACUGGGCUGCUUAUUCAUCAAGAAUAAAUUCUCUCUUCUUAUCAGAAACAUCUUCCCACCCAAUAUAAUUCAAGCUUGCUUCCAGCAUUCGAUGACAGUUUAUGAACAGGAAGAACCAGAAGAGUUCAUAGUGACAAAGCCAACCAAUUCUGUGCUGGUAGAUUUCAAUAACAGCCUUCUCACCACCAUCACAACUGUCAUCACCACAACCCAGAGAACUAUUGUUAGCAACUCAAGCAAUGAAACUAUUAUAACUGAAACAGUUACAAGUUGGGUUCGGAAAUACCCUAUGGCAGAUGGAGUUAACGUUCUUGGUGAGUAUUUACUAUUAAGAGAAAAAGUGUUUUGGGCACCAUAAUAAAGGCCCACUAAUUGUAUUUAAUUCUUAAUUUUUUAAAACAUUUUUUCCUUAUUACCGAACACUAUUUUCUUAUUUAUCCAAAAUGUGUGUUUACUUAUUUAACCCGAUUGGAUUAUACUCUUUUAAAAAGUUGUAUAUUAUACUGAUCAUAUAAACAAAUUUGGUCGAGAACAGAAUUUGAAGAUCACUGCUCAUUUCUUAAUUUUCAAUAUUUUGUCAUGGAAAUAAAAACAUUUUCAAAAUCAUUCAUGACAAGAAAGAUUUGCAUACAAAAAUCAUUAAAUCUAUUUAAACUAACAAAAUACUUCCCCCUAGAUAUCCUUAUGUUUUUAUCACUGUCAAUAACUUUAUACCUAUGUAGAUACACACAAAAAAUCAAGUUUUUUUUUUUUAAUGGCAAUUAUUACUUCAUGGUUAUUUCAUUCUUUCCACCCAUAACAAUGUAUUCUUAGAUUGUUGUGCUCAUGUUUUAUGAAAGGAUGAGGAAUUAAACAAGUGUUUUAUUAUUUUUAUUCUAUAAUCAGGUAUCAUCACAUUCUGUACUGCUUUUGGUAUCCUGAUUAGUAAUAUGGGGUCAAGAGGUCAGAUAAUGAUAGAUUUCUUCCAGGUUUUGAAUGAGAUCAUUAUGAAGAUGGUCACCAUUGUCAUGUGGUAAGGAAAAAGAAGUCCUAUUUCAUUUAGUUAUUUUCAGUGAAAUAUAAUGUUAUAAUAUAAUAUGUUAUUGCAAAACGAAUUUUACUCAGCAUAUGAAUAUUAUCUAUUAAACAAUCAAUUUAUAUUCAAAAAUGGUUAUACUACAUGGUCUAAAGUUUCAACUACUAAAGGAAAAAUAUUUAUUGCAGCCAUUAUUUCUCAUUAUCAAUGAGAAUUUGGAAAAUGAAGCUAAAGUAUUCUUUUCACAGGUACUCACCUAUAGGUAUUAUGUUUCUGAUCACUGGCAAAAUUCUUGAGCUUGAUGACCCAGCUAAAGUAGGUGCCCAGCUGGGCAUGUACAUGAUCACCAUCCUGUUAGGUCUAACCAUCCACACAUUUGUUAUUUUACCUGCCAUCUAUUUCAUCAUUGCUCGCAAGAAUCCCUACCUGAUCUUCUGGGGGAUAAUCCAGGCCUGGGUGACGGCCCUUGGAACUGCAUCUAGGUAAAGAAAUUCUUUGUCAUUUCAUUUUUCAUUUUAUGCUCAUAUUUUGUGAAAUCAGAAAUCUUUUUAUAUAAUUAAUAGUUAUUUAUUUUUAAUUUUUUUGCCUAAUCCUACUAUCAUUAUGUGUUAAUUUUCAUUAAUCAUUUUGGUCAUUGAACAUGAAACUCAUCCUAUAGUAACUAUAAAAUGUGCUUAAACCCUAUUUAAUACCACCUACUAAUAGUUGAAAGUCAAAAAAGAAAUUAAUGUUGCCAGCUAUCCUAACUGUUUUAUUCAUUUUUGUUCCCUUCUAUUUCCAGCACAGCAACUCUGCCUGUUACCUUUAGGUGCCUGGAAGAAAAUCUAAACAUCGACAAGAGGGUGACACGGUUUGUCCUCCCUAUAGGUGCUACCAUUAACAUGGAUGGGACGGCUCUCUAUGAGGCAGUGGCCCCAAUUUUCAUAGCACAAAUGAAUGGCAUUGAAUUGGGCUUUGGAGAGAUUGUGGCAAUAAGGUAUAUCAAAAAAUUUUUACAAUUGUUACCUUUUAUAAUUUCUUUCAAGUUUCAGUUGGAUUUUUCAGAAAUUAGUAUUACUCAUACUCAUAACAAUUUUACAAGUCAAAUUUAAAAUAAUAAAUUUUAACCUUUAUACAUCAAUUAUGAGUGACAUGUCAAAUUUCACAAAAUAAAUUUCAUUCAUAUAAUCAUUUUAAAGCAUCUUAUUACCAUAGCAUUGACCCAAAAAAAAUAUUUGAAAUGUUUAUAAUACAAAGCUCUUUUCUUUUAAAUAUUAAUUAAAAAAAUUUUCAAAGAUGUAAAAUUAUCACAUAUACUUUUGACCUGAAGUCCUAACAUUUUGCAGCAUUGUAACAUUCAAGCACAUAAUCAAAAAUUAAUCAAUGAGUAUUUUUCAUUACCUCCUAACAUAAAAAUAAAGACUCUGUGGUGUUGUAGUAAUGUUGCGUGUCUCUCAGGAACAAAUGGAAUGAACUUGUUAGCCCAGUAGAGAAGCCAUUAAUAUGAAGGAGGAAAUGAAUUUAAAAAGAUUUGACUGCAUUCUGACCAGAAUGAAAAAUGCUUGCUCAAGUCAGAAAUACUGGGCCAACUUGUCACAAAACACUAUGGUGCAUUACACUGGGCAAAAUGCCUGUAACUUUGCCAGUUAUGUUACCAUAUAGCUGCCAGAACAAUUUUGGACCUUAAAAAAAAUUAUAUAUAACCCUUCAAUUUAAUUGACAAUAGAAUCUACUCAAUUAUUUGUUUUAUUAAUACCAGGCCAUUAAAUUGUAGUAUUGAGCCACACGGGCAAGCUAAAAAUAACAAGGUUUAUUUCAGCUUAACUGCAACCUGUGCCAGUAUAGGAGCUGCAGCAAUACCAAGUGCUGGAUUAGUCACCAUGAUUAUGGUAUUAACAUCUGUGGGUCUACCAGCUGAUGAUAUUAGUUUGAUUUUAGCUGUUGACUGGUUCUUGUAAGUAAAAACUUUUUGUCUCUAUAAUUAUAGUAACCACAUAGGUAUUUUUGUUAACACAGAUUGAUUUUAUUUUUAAGAACUUAGAAAAAUAGUGCUAUAAUAUUACUAUAAAGAAAUUUAAUAACAUUUUUUUCUUCUAACACAUUUCUAUGUAGUUUUUUCAUUAUUUUAAAUUGCAAAAUUGAAUAAUAACUGGUUUGUCCUGACUUUAGAUCUAAAUGCUUCAAUUAAAUCUCUGUUUGUACAUUUAAAAAUAAAUUCAAGUCAUUUCAUCAAGGUUUAAAUUCAAGUUAAAGUUAUGAUAAAUUGUUAUUCUAUUUCUUUUGAAGUAUUUUUUUAACAUUAUAUGUAAUAGUUGAGUUGAUUCUUUUCAUUGAUUUCUCAAUUCUCUGAAUUUAACUUUGUUUCUUCAGAGAUCGCUUCCGUACAUCCACGAAUGUGCUAGGUGAUAGUUAUGGAGCAGCAGUAGUGGAGCACUUAUCUAAAAAGGAGUUGCAGAUAGAUGCACACCCUGCCCUUGAUGAUGGACCAGACUUUGACUUACAGGAAACCAAGAAGAGGAAAUCUCUGACUAACAGUCAAAAGGGGGGAAUAGAGGAUCAGCUUUAAAUUGUUUCUUACUUCUCUUUGAUAGUUAUGUAUGUUUGGCAUCAUUUGUAUGGAAUAUUUACAUGUCUAUUUCUAUAAUUGCUCUGAUAUUAACUACAUCUUUGACUUCUUAUGUGUGUCAUCAACAUAUGGUUUUGUACAGCUGGUAUGAUAAAAAUUAUUUUCUUAGAUAUUGAAAUUUCAAUGAAAUAUAAUUUUUUUUUUACCAUUGUAAUAAAAAUGGUAAGCCCUAACAUAAUUUUUUUCCAAGGCAGAAAAUCGUUUAUUAAUUACCUUAAAAACUAAUAAAGUUUAAAGUUAGAAGAACGUAAAAAAGUUAAGGGAUUUAGUGUCUUUUAAAGUAAUUUUUAAAUAAUUUUUUAUUUUAAAUGCUUUGAACUUAUAAAUAUUUUUAAACCUUUCUUUUUUUUAUUUCUACAAAUGUCACAUUUAUUUACUAGAAUGUCUAACAUUCCAAAUCUAAGAUAAUGAAAUGUAUGGACAUUUAAUUUGGAACUGACAGACUGAAUUAUUAUUGUCAAUUGGUUUACAAUGGCAAGUGCAUUUCGUAAAUAAAUUUUAAAAGCAAUUACAUUUUAUUGAAUAAAUGUGUUCAUUUAGUCUUAAUAUUAUAUCCAGUACUAUUACUUAUAAUUUCAAAGUUCUUUUAGACUUAAUUUGAAAACUUAAUAUUCUCAUCAAAGGCAUUAAUGUAUCAUGUGUCAUUAAUUUGAAACUCAAAAGCCAUUGUAAGGAAUAUGCUAUUGAGCAACUCAUUUAAAUCCUGAACAAAUGGCACAUUUUUAUAAUUAUUUUCAGUUUUCAGUUUUCAUGGAUGAAAGAUAUUCUUUUGCAUGUUACAAAUAUGUUAUUAUGUAUAGUUGUAAAAAUGAUUUCAAUGAUUUUUUAAAAAAUGUUUGCAUUUGGCAAGUUGUGGUUGUGUACUUAGGCUGGUGCUUUUAAACAAGAAAGAAAGUUAAGUCUUUAUAAUUAAAUUGUAAUAAAUUAAAAGGAGAUUUCUUACCACCCCUUCUGUUAGUUAAAAUGUAAAGAUAUUCUAAAUCACAUAUUUUAGCCAUGCUUUACUUUUAUUUGUCAUCCUUUCUAUUAUACCAGUAGUAAUAUAUUUGCUUCUUAUUGUUUUAAUGUUAAUUGUAACUGUUAAUAAUUAGGCCUUUCCUACUCUUUGGAUUUCUUCUAUUGCUGAGUGAACCUUUGACUGUGUUUUAUUUCUCUGUGAUUAUCAAUGUAGAUAUUUUAGUGAAUCAUAUCUCUUACUGGCUCUAUUUUCAUAUUUUUAUGCAUCCUUCAAAUAAUGUGCAAUAUUCUCUAUUUCAUCAUUUUCUUUACUAUUGAAGAGUAUUUUUCUAAAAUAAACCAAAAUAAGAGGAAUCUUUUUAGGAAAGUCAUUUUAAUGCAUUAUUUAUAAUAAUUUCUUUUGUCUUUUUUUUUUUAAAUUUAAUAUGAAAAUUAUGUUUAGACUUUUCUAUGCUACGCUAAUUAUACACAUAAAAAGAAAUAGAAGUUUUUAAAAAUAUUAUAAUAUUAAACUUUCACAUGUAUAUCUUAAACCAAGAUAACUAGAAUUUCUAAAUAGGAUAAAGCAAUAAUUUACAAGCUUAAAACUUCUCCAUCAAUAAUCUUAGAGAAUAGUGUUUUUAAUAUUUUUACACCUGUUGACCAGUUAAAAUAUCAGACAUAUUAAUAGAACUGCUAAAGUUGAAAAAUAAAACAUUAUUUUACUUACUAACCAACAAAUCAUUCAACAGACAGUUUGUGUUUCCUUCAGUAUUAAUUUAUUCAAAUCAACCAAAAUAAGUAUAGAUAUGUUGAUUUAUAGUUUAUAUCCAGCCAUGUCAAAUGAUUUUGGCUUUACCAUUUUAUUUUUAUCAUAACUAAUUUGAAGGGGAAAAAAUUACUCAAUUUGACAUUUCACAAUAUCUCUUUUGCUUGGGUGUUAUUUUGUGUGUGUUUAUUCUUGCAAUAAAAUUCUAAUUAGUAUGCCUAUAUUUCUUAACUCUUGCACACUCUGUAGUUGCAAUUAAAAUUGGUUUAGUGAUUUUGGUAUUGUGAUUGUAAGUUUAACUUUGUAUAUACUUUGUAAAUAUUCAUUUUGAAAAAAUAUUAUUUUCUAAAAGCUUCCAUUAUUCAUACUUUGCUUCAAACCUUCAAAAUGCUUUCAAUGUGUGGAACCAUUAGCUUAAUGUUAGCUUGCUGACAAAUCAUUUUUUUAUAAAAUUAAAAAUUAAAAGUUAAACUUCUAGUCAAGGUAUUCAAUUUAAUUUGUUGUUGGACUUUAAAGAAAUAUAGUAAAUAUUAAAACUUUAUUCAACAUUUAUUGUAAUAAUUAUUGUUCAGUUCAACACAGUUAGUCUAAUUCAAACAAUAAAUAGCAAAGAAUAUGUAAAUAUUUAUUUUUAGGUGUAUAAAUAUGAUUUUAGUUAACUUUCUUACUGUUCAAAUUAAUUGAUACCGUUAAAACUCCAUAAUGCUUAAUAAGUCUGUACAGUAUUAAUUAGAGUUUUAGACCUAUUAACUUUUAUUAGUCUAAAAGUUUCUUUUUUUCAUUACUUCUAUGUUUGUGUUGCAUUUCAUUUACCAAGCAAUUUAUCAGAACAUUCAAAUAGUAUGUUUUUAAACAUUCAUUAUGGUGUCUUUAAAAUUAUAUUUUCUAUUUAGAAAGUUUUUAAAAAAUUGGGAUUUUUUCAUUUAUUUUAGCUUUUGAAAUAUGUCAUAAUAAGUUGGAGCAUGAAAAUUAAUAAGCUAUACGUCAAAAAGUCAUUUAGAGCAUGUCAUACAAUCUCUGUGAAAACUUAACCUAGCCAAGUGGUGGGUUCAUAUGAAAUCUUAUAAUUUCUUACACGUUUAAUCAUAUACAUUUUAAUAAAUUUUACUUAUUUAAUAUUUGCUAAUAUUGUUCCAUUUAUAAUUAGAUACACCAAAUUCUCACUCAUCUUACGAUAUGUCAAUCUGAGAGGAUGUUUUAACAACUAAAGUGAAGUGAAUGAGCGUGGCAUAAUUUUAUAUACUCAUUGAAAUUACUGAUUAUCAUAAUUCAAACAUUUUAACCCAUUUUUGUGCUCUAAAAAUUAAAAUACAGUCAUACUAAAGAACAAAAGAAAUUGCAACAUGCGCCUUCUGUGUUGCCUUUUUCUUGUAUUGAAAAUAACUACCAAGAUUUAUUUUUUAUAAAGGAUUUUUACUGCCUUUAAAAAAUAAAGAUUUCUGGUCUACAUAUUUUGCACAGAGCACAUAAUUUUCCUUUUCAUAUCUGGUAGUACCACUGCAAGGGUUCUGUUUUAAAUUUUCAUUUUUUUUUCCUUUUAACAUUAAUAAAGUUGUCUCUUUACAGAUGUAAUUAUUUUUUUAAAUUAGAAUAACUCAGUCUCCAACUACAAAAUAUACUUUUAACUAAAAAUAUUUUUUAAGCCAUGUCACAUAACUAUUUAGGCUGUUAAUUACGAACUAAAACUUUAAUUUUAAAUAAAGCUAAGUGAAUAAUUCAUUUUGUAAACUGAAGCAAAAAACACUAAAUUAUUAUUAUAACUAAAUUUAUGGGAUCUAACGGUUUUGCAGCUUAUCUUUAACAAAUAAAACACAAAAUAAAUCAAGAUAUGAUCAUACAAAAAAAAAAUUAUUUUACCCUAUAAUUUAAAAGAAAUUAUUUUAUCAAAACAUUUCAACUGAUAAGUAAUGAAUUUGAAAUCAUUUUCAUUUAAAUUAUUUUGUGUAGUUUAAUCUUCUUUCUUUCUUUUCUAAAAGUUUCUUCAUUUAAUUUCCUCUUAUUUAAAUAAAAAAUGAAGUUUUUGAUUAUUCAUCACGUCACUGAAUAACUUUCCUUUAUUAAAAAUGUUUUCACAGUUUUAAAAAACAAUGAACUACUGGGGGCAUGCUGAUUUUUUUGUUAUAAUCACUUUUUAGGCCAGCUUAAAAUAUCACUAUUUCAAGUUUAAAUCACUUAAUUACCUCUUUGCAAUCUUGAUUUAGUGGUGGAUUAACAAUUUAGUCACUUCAUUUGUCACACAAUCUUGAAGGAAAAUCUAUUACACCAGACAUGAAUUACAAAUAUCAAGGAGCCUAUUUAUCAUUUUAAAGGCCUGAAAACAAUUUUCUUGUUUGUGGCUGAAACCAUUGAUGGCCGUAAAGAUUUAAUGUUUUCCUACUUUUUGAUUCCACUCCAUAUACAUUUUUUACCUAUUUAUUGUAUUUGGGGUGGAGAAAAAUGUCUAUAACUCAACAAAUCUAAACCUUUCAAACUGUCCUUUCAGGGAUGCCAUCCAGAGAUCUAACAUCUCUUGGAAAAUUGCUAGGGGUGCAGCUACUUCUAUUCAUGUCAGAUAACAGAUCUCUAACAAGUACUCUAACACAAAUUUAAAUAGUUAUUUACUUAUAAUAUAAUUAAAAUACAAAUAACAAUUUAAAUUUUAUAUAAAAAUCAAUUUUACUAUAUUACUGCAGACCAAAAUCCUUAAUUCACCACUGCCUUGAUGUGUUUUGGGGUAAAUUGCAUUAAAAUAUCAGUGCAUUGCAUUCUUUUAUUGGCAUUUCAAGAAACUCAUCUUAAAAAAUGAAUAAAUGGUUAUUUUUCUCAAC